Molecule: messenger RNA, 1646 nt
Organism: Scophthalmus maximus (turbot)
Lineage: Eukaryota; Metazoa; Chordata; Actinopteri; Pleuronectiformes; Scophthalmidae
Gene: ppid
Product: peptidylprolyl isomerase D
Exons: 10
Coding region: 80-1192 (370 amino acids)
Biological process (GO): protein peptidyl-prolyl isomerization; protein folding
Molecular function (GO): protein binding; peptidyl-prolyl cis-trans isomerase activity
Source: RefSeq, a predicted model, not a curated record
UUCCUGGAGUUCUCUUCUGCUCGGGCCGGUUUUUUUUAAGCUAGGCUUCCUGGUAACAACCAUCUAGUCCUUUCAAACAAUGUCUCACCCAACACCGUCCGUCAAGCCGUCGAACCCCGAGAACCCCCGCGUCUUCUUCGAUGUAGACGUCGACGGAGAAAGAGCCGGCCGGAUAGUUUUUGAGCUGUUUGCCGACAUCACCCCCAAGACCGCCGAAAACUUCCGGGCGCUCUGCACCGGAGAGAAAGGCACUGGCCAGUCGACCGGGAAGCCGCUGCACUUCAAAGGAUGCCCGUUCCACAGAAUCAUCAAGAAGUUCAUGAUCCAAGGAGGCGACUUCUCCAACCACAACGGCACCGGUGGAGAGAGCAUCUACGGGGAGAAGUUUGAGGAUGAAAACUUCCACUACAAGCAUGACAAAGUGGGCCUGCUCAGCAUGGCCAACGCCGGUCCGAACACCAACGGCUCCCAGUUCUUCAUCACCACCGUCCCCACGCCGCACUUGGACGACAAGCACGUGGUCUUUGGACAAGUGCUGAAAGGCCUGGGGCUCGUGAAGAUGCUGGAGAUGGUCGACACUAAGGACGACGCCCCCGUCAAGCCGUGCCUCAUAGGGGACUGUGGCGAGCACAAGGACGGGGACGGCUGGGGCGCCGCGCCGAGCGACGGAUCAGGGGACGCCCACCCAGAUUUCCCAGAGGACUCCGACGUCGACUUUAAAGAUGUCGAUAAAGUUCUGUCCGUUGCUGAGGAUCUGAAGAAUAUUGGAAACAACCUUUUUAAGAGUCAAAACUGGAAAGCUGCUAUCGAAAAAUAUAGCAAAGCGCUCAGGUACUUGGAGGUGAGUGGAGACGUGCUGGAGGAUGAGGUGCAGCAGAAGCUGAAGCCCACCGUCCUCAGCUGCUUCCUCAACACGGCCGCCUGCAAGCUCAAGAUGCAGCUGUGGCAGGAAGCUCUGGACAGCUGCAACGAGGCGAUCGAGCUGGAUCAAGCUAACACCAAGGCACUUUUCCGGAGGGCCCAGGCCUGGCAAGGGUUAAAGGAAUUCAGCCAAGCCAUGGCCGAUCUGAAGAAAGCUCAGGAAAUAGCUCCAGAAGACAAAGCGAUCAGCAACGAGAUGAAGAGAGUCCAGCUCAAGGUCCAGGAGGAGAAGGAGAAAGAGAAGAAGAUCUACGCUAAAAUGUUUGCGUGAGCUUUUCCAUCUCGACGACGCAACGAGUUGAGAAUAUUGUCUCGUCAAUAUUUGAAAAAUCAUCUCUGCAGGGGAACAUUAAAAGAGUGUAACCAGGUGAAAAAUGUGCAGUCGUCUCAUUCGACGGGUUCUUUCAUGUUUCACAAAGCGGUACAUCUCUCACCGUCUCGUGUCAUGAAGGAAUAACUGUUGUUGUACGUUUUCUUUUUGACCUGUCUUCAAGUUUUAUCACUGUAAUGAAUUAGUUUUGACCAUUUAGUCGUGUGCUCGACGCCGCUGCUCUGAAACAACGGGCUCGACACGUCGCACUGAUGUUUGUUCUGGGGUUUUUGAAGCAGUUCAGCAAAAAUAAGCUGAUACAUGUCUAUCUGUCGUCCUUGAACACAAACAGUACAUCAAUUUGUUUUACUUGUUUUGUUUUUUUAAAGGUCAAUAAAUAAAUAAAAAACAGCAA